CGCUGACGUUCGUUUUCCCUUUAGCAGCGAGGAAAGCUACCAAACCCUUCAAUAAUUACAAGCAUCAGAAUGGUCUUUUUACUGCAUUAAUGCAGGAGACAAUGUUAAAAUCGCAUUGAUACUUUAAUCUAGUGCAGAUAUUUGCUUUGGUUGCGUGUGUGAUUGUUUUAGCUGGAGAGGUGAGCCAUGUUCACAGAACUCAACACGAUCCUGAACACAUCUCCAGAGAGCUUCACGCCGGGAGAGUUCAUCCUGGUGUCUGACAGACAGAGUGAUGCCUCUUUUCUCAUCCACCACUUCCUCUCCUUUUACCUGCGAGCGCGAUGCAGAGUGUGUUUUCUGGGUCUGGUCCAGUCUUUCAGCCACUACACUGCUGUCAGUCAGAGACUGGGUGUCAGUUUAACACAAGCGAAGGAGAAAGGUCAGCUGAUAUUCCUGGAGGGGCUGAAGGAGUCUUUGUCUAUUUUGAUUCCUCAAGACGAUGAGACAGAAAGUCAAGCCAUGGACUUCCUCAGAGAUCCGGCCGCCGGUCUGCAGAGGCUGUACCAGUUUGUCCGGUCCGGCCUGACCGGCCCCGGUGAGGGAGAGGCCGGGGCAGAGCCGGGCGGGGCCGAGCCGUGGGGUCCGUCGGUGCUGCUGGUGGACGACCUCAGUGUGCUGCUGAGUCUGGGGGUCGGUGCCGGAGCCGUGCUGGAUUUCAGCCACUACUGCAGAGCCUUGGCCUGCUCUCAGCUGCAGGGGAAUAUGGUGAUGGUGGUGCGCUGUGGCGGGGAAGGAGAAGGUGAUGAUGGAGACGAUGAAGGCUCAGAGUGGCUCCUGACGGGCCUGACGCACCAGUGCAGCCUCACCCUUCACGUUCAGGGUCUCCCAACGGGCUACUGCAGGGACAUACACGGACAGGUGGAGGUGUGUUGGAGGAGGAGACUCUGUGACGGGCAGCACACACAGAAGAAAGUCUUUCAGUACAAGGUCCACGAUAAAGGAGCCUCGUUCUUCGCCCGGGGGACCUCUAGCGCCGUUCUUUAGCUCCACCUUUCAACGUCUUUCCUCAUGACUGGAAAUUGUGACGGCUAAAUUUGAAUUUCACAAAAAAUAACAGACUACUUAGAUGCCACAGAGGAAGUGAAGCAGUUGACUCGUCUCCAUCGCUGGCGACCCUGAGCUGCCUGGUGAAGGGACUGGAGCGACUGUGUGAUCGGCGUCACCUGAUCGGUGCGGCUCCAGAAACCUGCAGGACGGCCUGCUGGGUCUUUAUCGGGAAGAUUACACACUCAGGCAGUUUUUCAUACUUGGCUGCUUGGAUGAAUCCAGUUUGUAUUGAAAGAGCUUGUAGACAUGCAAAGUUAUUGGAAAAAAAAAGCUGUCCAGCGUUUGUCCAGACAGAGUUUACUUCAGUUAGUAUUUCUUAAGAUGAAAUGUUGUAUGGAGCUUGAGCAGCACUGCUUUUUAUACAAUAAAAAUUGACAAAAUAUCAUGUUAUCGUUGAAUUACUGAUAAAGUUAUUGACU
Messenger RNA from Cololabis saira (Pacific saury), 1508 nucleotides. It is a transcript of the gene elp6, whose product is annotated as elongator acetyltransferase complex subunit 6. Gene Ontology annotation, cellular component: elongator holoenzyme complex. Bases 187 to 1026 code for a protein of 279 amino acids. Gene Ontology annotation, biological process: tRNA wobble uridine modification. NCBI's taxonomy places the organism in Eukaryota, Metazoa, Chordata, Actinopteri, Beloniformes, Belonidae. The record is from RefSeq and is a predicted model, not a curated record. The transcript is spliced from 7 exons.